AUGCAGAUCAAAGAUGAAGGAGCACUGACGUUCCUUGGAAAAUUAAAGGGAGAUCCCAACAAAAGGCCAAGGGACAAGUAUUGUUGCUUUCACCGAGACCACGGGCAUGACACAGCCAAUUGCUACGACCUGAAGCAGCAGAUUAAGGCCCUUAUCAGACAAGGGAAGCUACAAAGGUUCGUCAACAGGGAAAGAAUCGAUCCACUGAAGGAACAGGCCCCACGACGGGAGAACGAGCGCCCUAGACCACCUAUAGGGGACAUAAGAAUGAUCGUAGAGGGCACAACCGCAGCCGGAUCUUCCAAAAAAGCCCGCAAAACCUACCUCAGGAUGGUCCAUAGCGUCCAACUUACAGGAUCCAUACCCAAGAUGCUGCGAAUAGAUAAUCCCAUUAUCGGAUUUUCAGAGGAUGACGCUCGGAGACUUCACCAUCCUCAUGACAACGUACUUGUGGUCAGUUUGCAAACAGGGGAUUAUAACAUGCAUCGAGUCCUCGUUGACAAUGGCAGCUCAGCAGACAUCCUGUACUAUCCAGCAUUCCAGCAAAUGAGAAUUAACAGGGAAUAG
Molecule: messenger RNA, 567 nt
Organism: Quercus lobata
Lineage: Eukaryota; Viridiplantae; Streptophyta; Magnoliopsida; Fagales; Fagaceae
Exons: 1
Coding region: 1-567 (188 amino acids)
Source: RefSeq, a predicted model, not a curated record